Messenger RNA from Prunus dulcis (almond), 1201 nucleotides. Its product is annotated as probable CCR4-associated factor 1 homolog 9. Lineage: Eukaryota; Viridiplantae; Streptophyta; Magnoliopsida; Rosales; Rosaceae. Gene Ontology annotation, molecular function: poly(A)-specific ribonuclease activity; nucleic acid binding. The transcript has a single exon. The record is from RefSeq and is a predicted model, not a curated record. Gene Ontology annotation, cellular component: CCR4-NOT core complex; P-body; CCR4-NOT complex. The coding region runs from base 240 to 1091 and encodes 283 amino acids.
UCCAAAAAAAUUUAAAGUAACAAAAAUAAUAAUGAACGCUUGCCCCACACGUCUUACGUCUAUCUCCUCUUUCUAUCGAUUCUGUAUAAAACUGCCCCCUUUUUUCUUGUUCGUCUUUCAAAAUCAUCCAUCAAACCCUAACCAAAUUCACCAUCAUAUUCGUCUUAUUUAUUUUAAAUUUCGUAACAAGCAAUCGUCGAUUCGGAUCCGAUUCAAUCUGAUCUGGACGACCUUAUGCUAUGUCUUCACCCGACCCGGCACAGCGCCCUCUGCCCAUAGGCAUCCUGACCCGGUCGGUCUGGUCCGAUAACCUCGACUCCGAGUUCGAACUGAUCCGGUCCGUCAUCGACGAUUACCCGCUGAUUUCAAUGGACACCGAGUUUCCGGGCGUCGUUGUCCGACCCGACCCCAACGACCCGACUCUCCGGCACCGGGAACCGGACGCGCACUACCUCAUGCUCAAGGCCAACGUCGAUCGUCUUAAUCUUAUUCAAGUCGGCCUCACGCUCUCGGACGGCAAUGGCAAUUUGCCGAAUUUGGGCACCGAGAAUAUGUAUAUUUGGGAAUUCAAUUUCCGGGACUUCGACGUGGCGCGAGACCCCCACGCGCACGACUCGGUGGAGUUGCUUCGGCGGCAGGGGAUCGAUUUCGACCGGAACCGGGAUUUCGGGGUCGACUCGGUCCGGUUCGCCGAGCUGAUGAUGUCAUCGGGGCUCGUUUGCAACAACGACGUAAAUUGGGUCACGUUCCAUAGCGCUUACGAUUUUGGGUACCUAGUCAAGGUGUUGACUCAGCGAGUCCUGCCGGAAAAGCUGCCCGAGUUCUUAAAUUAUGUGAGGGUGUUUUUCGGGUCUGGAGUUUACGACGUGAAACACCUGACGAAGUUCUGUGCCGGCCUAUAUGGUGGGCUGGACCGGAUCUGCCAGACCCUGAACGUGAGUCGGGUUAUCGGGAAGACCCACCAGGCCGGAUCGGAUAGCUUGUUGACCUUGCACGCGUUCCAGAGGAUCAGAAAGGACUACUUUUCCAAGGAUGGCAAGGACUUCAUUGAGAAGUUCGCCGGCGUUUUGUAUGGUCUAGAGGUUUCUUGAUAUUUCCAUUGAAAUCUAUUGCUCAUAGAUUUCUUUCUUACUCAAGUAAAUUUUGUACACAUGACUUGGCUUUAUCAAUAUCAUUAUUAGGUUUUAUUAAAUUCUUUGCA